Galendromus occidentalis (western predatory mite) is the source of this 1647-nucleotide messenger RNA. It is a transcript of the gene Git, whose product is annotated as ARF GTPase-activating protein GIT1. The coding region runs from base 112 to 1647 and encodes 511 amino acids. The transcript has a single exon. The record is from RefSeq and is a predicted model, not a curated record. Gene Ontology annotation, biological process: brain development; regulation of ARF protein signal transduction; regulation of G protein-coupled receptor signaling pathway. Lineage: Eukaryota; Metazoa; Arthropoda; Arachnida; Mesostigmata; Phytoseiidae. Gene Ontology annotation, molecular function: small GTPase binding; GTPase activator activity.
AUCACCGACCAGCAGUCAGGCGGUGCGCCGGGAUCCACUGUUUCCUAUUACGGGUGGUACCAGCUCUAACGACAGGAACACCGCAUCCAGGUAUCGACGCACUGUGCCGAGAUGUCGGGAGUCAAAUUGGCCGAUCUCUGCGCGGACUGCUGCGCUGCCGAUCCUGGAUGGGCUUCACUGAGUCUCGGUGUCCUGUUGUGCUCGAGGUGUGCUCUAGUUCAUUUAGAGCUCGGGAGACAUUUUCCCCAGAUCGUUUGUCUCGACAAAAAGCUGCCCCCGCGUCAGAGAGAGCUGCUCGAAGUCCUCUCGACGCGCAACAUUAAUUCUGUUUGGGAACACUAUCUACUCGACUCGAACUACACCGGCGGUUGCCGCAAACCCUCGCCGCAUGACCAAAACCGCCAUCCCACGCGGAGUGCCUUCAUCGAAGCGAAGUAUAUCAUGUUAAAUUUCAUGGAACGGCUACCGCACGAUGCCACCGAACUUCAGACCAAUCUUCGUUUGAUGAACACGGUGCGGAGUAACGACGUCGAAGAAUCUCUCAAACUCAUACUGCAAGGAGCCGAUGUGCGUUUUGUUCACCCUGAGACCCAGAGCACCAGUCUGCAUAAUGCGGUCCUGGCCGAGCAACCUUUGCAAGUCGAACUGCUGCUCAUACACGGAGCCGAUCCCCGAAAUCAGGAUGGUAACGGUUAUACGGCGUUGGACGUAGCGAAAGCGGCCGGGCGCUCGGAUCUCGUCGCGCAAAUGUCCUCGGCUUUGAAUCAAGUCGCCGACAGACUUCAAGCAUUCGCUGCGUCUUCGGAGAUAAAUCAGAACGCGCCGACUCUCAACCUCAGCGAUGACGUUCUAGCAGAGCUCUGUAGAGAUCUCUACGACGAGGUAGAACGCCGUGACCUGCUCAAACAGAUGGGAUGUGAUGACGUUCCGUUCCUGCCUGUGAAUAAGGCUUUCUCUUCAGUUCGGAAUCAAUCCCGACAAAAACUAGCCCGUCUGAGCAAGCAGGAACUGGCGACUCUGAUCACGUUCUGCGUCGGCCAAGAGACCGCGAAGAGUCGAGUUACUCACGAAGACGACGACGACGAUGAACCCCUGUACGAUAGCGUCUGUGGAGACGAUGACGUCAUCUCCCAAGCUCCCGCCGAACUACUGGUCGAAUCUCCCGCACAAGCUGCUCCGCUACCGCCCCCGCCACUACCGCCGGUGACAGCUCCGGUACAAGCCCUACCGCCGCCACCACCACCGACAAGCCCUCCUCCUCUGCAGCCUCCUGGUUUUUAUCCGAACCUGCUCAUAAAAACCGAGGAGAUCACGAAGCACACUCAUAAUCUGCUUCUGGCGGCGCAGAGUCAGAACGACAACUGUUAUCUAUCCAUUUGUAAACAGAUCCGAGGCUCUGUGAUCGAAAUGUCUUAUCUCUUACCGCAGAGCUAUCCCGACGUCAGCUGCAAGACAGCUCUGCAGGAACUCCUGAACUCUGCCAAUCAUCUCGUUGAGAGCUGCGAGCAACUUUUAGGCACGGAUAAGGCGGAAAAUGCGAAGAGCAUAAUCAAAUACGCGUACAACGUGGCUCGAGGUGUGAAAACUUUCGUUACCUCGUUCCCUCACGUGAGGAACAGUCAAUUGACCGCACAACUGAGUGCUUGA